This is a messenger RNA of Dicentrarchus labrax (European seabass), 3505 nucleotides long. RefSeq names its product dual specificity phosphatase 28 (gene dusp28). NCBI's taxonomy places the organism in Eukaryota, Metazoa, Chordata, Actinopteri, Moronidae. The record is from RefSeq and is a predicted model, not a curated record. The coding region runs from base 444 to 893 and encodes 149 amino acids. Gene Ontology annotation, cellular component: cytoplasm. The transcript has 3 exons. Gene Ontology annotation, molecular function: MAP kinase tyrosine/serine/threonine phosphatase activity. Gene Ontology annotation, biological process: protein dephosphorylation.
UAUGACUGAUUAGUUUAUAGUUUAAUGAACUUACACUGUCAGUUGGUUUUACAGUUUCCACUCUGGACCCUUGAGGGUUGAAUGCAGGACUUCCACAGUGUGUAAUUAAAUUAAAUUAUUACUUUUACUUCACUAAAGCAGCUGAAUCCUUGCACCAUAACCCAACCAGCACUAGGACCCGGAGCAGAGCCGCUGUGGCUCCGUGCAGUGGAUAAAGCGGCGGUGUGUCGACCGGAGCAGUUCGGGGUCAUGAGGAGACCUGGACGGACCGGACCCAGCUGAACGCCCCGUCCUCAGUCUGCAGGGGCUCCACAGGAAACUCUUGAAUCUAAAAACCCGCGCUGAGGGUUUGUGUGAAGAGAGCACGAGGCUGAUCAGCAGCUGCACGUCGCAGUUGCCUGAACAUCGGAGUAAGGAAGCCCGCGAGGGUCAGAUCUUCCAGGAUGCUGCAGCUGUGUAAAGUCACCAAGGCUCUGUUCAUCAGCAACGCCCGUUCGGCCUGCAGCGAGGAGCUCAUCCAGCAGGAGGCGGUGACGCUCUGCAUCAACGUGUCCAAGCAGCAGCCGUUCCCCACCGCCGGCAUCAAGAAGCUGCAGAUCCCCGUCUACGAUGACCCCAACGAGGACCUUUACAGCCACUUCGACCGCUGCGCCGACGCCAUCCAGAAGGAGGCGAACCGCGGAGGACGCAGCGUCGUCUACUGCAAGAACGGACGCAGCCGCUCAGCCACCGUCUGCAUCGCCUACCUGAUGAAACACCGCAAACUGACGCUGACGGACGCUAUACAGAAAGUGAAGACAGCUCGUCAUGUGAUCGAUCCGAACCCAGGCUUCCUGUCCCAGCUGCAGAGGUACGAACAGGAGCUGAAGAAGAGACGAGGAGAGACAGACUGACAGGCAGGCAGGCAGACAGACAGCUGGACAUCCGUCUGAUUGUCCUCAACCACAGGUGAACGGCGUCCUCUCUGUCCACCUUCACACUCUGUAACUGAACUCCUGUCAGUUUUGAUCUAAACUGUUGUAUUAUAUGUGAUAUUGAAUAUUCUAAUAUUUAACUGUCUUCAUGGACUUUAACUCCAGGUUGAACAGGAAACCCCGGCAGACAGGAAGGUCUAAGGGCUUCAUUUCACUUCUUUUAGUGUCCAAAAUUAAACAUUAAAUAAAAGAUAACUUUAAUGACCCUCAAAGGGACAAAAUGUAACAGCAGCCACUACACAUAAAAAAACUACAAAGAGGUAACAGUGAAAUAUAGCAAUAGAAAAAGAAUAAAGUAAGAAUAUAGCUACAGUGCUGCUAUAAUGUUAACUGUGUACAAUGUGCAUUAAUGCAAAAAUAUACCUUAUUUUAUUUGUACAGCACUUACAACAUAGUUAAAGUACUAAAAAACAGUGUAAAUAAAUAAAAAGCAGAUACUUAAAAAUACUAUAUUAAUAUAUUCUCAGAGAUUUAAAAUGUUUUUAAAUUAUGUUUUAAAGAAAAUAAUAAACGGUGUAUUUUACAGUUUAGGUGCUGUGACAGUAAAUGUCAGUAAAAAUAUGUAGACUUCAAAACUGUGACCAGAGCUUUUUCUCUUUUAGACAAUACAGCUCAUUUAAAGGCCCCAUAGGGAACUUUCACUGUGUAGACUCUGGCGGCCCCCUGUGGACAACAGCAGUAGUGUUUCCUCCGCCUCAUUUCAUUGAUAUCGACGGGAAUCCGACCCAGUGGCAGGCAGUAAGAAUAACUAUAUAGAAAUAUAUCUCUGACUGUAUUAUGUUCCUCUCUAAGUAAACAAUUUAAUUUAGUUUUCUUCUCAGAAUUAGAUGAAAUGCUGAGAUAUCGGCCUACUGUGUAUAUUGUUUUAAAAUCAAGAAGGCCUUGUCACCCCCCUGUGAAGCUUUGGUGACCCCAAAGUUGGGAAGCACUGUUUUAAAAACACAUAGUAAGAAUUUACUUGAGUUCAGUUUUGUGUUUCAGGGGCAAAUUGUGCUCCUUUUUAAAACAUUGGGGCUGCAGUUCCUCCUUCUACCUCUAGAUGGAAGCAUUUCCAUAGAAAAUAAUGUUAAACACAAAGAGUCAGCGUCUCUCUGUAGGUAUGAUCUGGAGGAUUAAUCUGAUCCCUUAAAGUAACAUAAACACAUAAACUCUUCACUUUUAUCCCCUGAACCUGACGACCAAACCUCACCUGUAUUCUGACACGCAGACAGGAAGUAAUCCGAGGAGAAACACAGGUAAUGUUACACUGCAGGUUUCUACUUUCAGUCUGUGUAUGAAGAGUUUUUGCCCCAGAAAAGGAGAAACUCAUAAGUGGUCAUCAUGACAGUGUUAACGUUAGCUCUCUGGCUCGUAGCAUAACGUUAGUUUUCUAGCUCGUAGCGUAAUGUUAGCUUUCUGGUGCGUAGCUGAGGUAAAGGACUAGAAGAACUAUAUAAACUAGAAAUAACCGUUGCUAAGUCGUAUUUAAGGUUUGUCUAUUUAAAAACGUAUGUGAUGGUAGCGAUCAAGGAAACAAAUCAGGAUACGUGCUUUAAUAAUGCUGCAGUUUAAACUGCAUUUGAAUAGUUUUUGUCUAUGUCUUUGUUUUAUUAUGGAAAGCACAAACGGUUACAUCCUAGUUAUUUGCUGGAUUAAUAUAAAUGUUUAGAAAUGCAGGAAACGGCAUUAAUAUACUUCCUCACUUCUGAUCCCAAACCUGAGCAGAUCUCAUCUGCCACAAUAACACCAGAGUUGAUGAACAGGAUAUUUAGCUCUGAAAUAACAAUGAAAAGUACCGUCACUGUAUUUAACACUUUGUGCUGUCCAGGUUUGGAUCCUUUAAGCCUUCAGUUUACUUUAAAAGACCUGAAACAUCUGCCUUUAACAGGUUUUCAGUUAGGAGUUCCAGUUUUUUUUAUUAGUUGUACAGUGUCUAGUUACUUUUUGAUUCAAUAUAUGACAAAUAAAAAAACAAGCCAUCCGAUGUCUUAAACUAGACUUAGACUUGAGCUCAGGUUUAAAACAGUAAGAAACGCAUUAUUCUAAUAUGUAGUGAACAUCUGUCAGUGAGAUUUGAUGAGCAGCAACAUGUUAUCACUGUAAGAUAUCAGGAAGAUUUUAAGUUCCUGAUCAUAAAAAUACAUGUUGCAGGAUCACAAAGCUGCUGCUGUUUAAUUAUUAAUUAUUGAUACUGUGAAAAACGCUGAUUCAGUUGGAACAGAUAAUAUUUAUCUUUCCACCGGAUGCAGGAACACAAUCUGGUGUGCAUGUUUGUGAAUCUCAGGUGUGUCUUCUUCAUUUUGUGGUGCUGCCAUUUAGACCUGAAUUAAAAGCAAUAAUUUAAACUAGAUGCCAUUAUAAACCACGUAAGACCUCAGUGUAAGUGUCUCAAUGAGUCUGUGACGAUGUAAUGUAUACCUGCUGUGUGAAAAGAGCUCAAACAAAGGCCUGUAGCACAUACGAACACAUAAGGCCUGAACAUGAAGCUGCGUCCCUUUAAGCCUCUGCUGUACUAUAACGUCUGUUAAAUAAAGUUAUGUGUUCAUCAUUCA